Molecule: messenger RNA, 1125 nt
Organism: Lipotes vexillifer (Yangtze River dolphin)
Lineage: Eukaryota; Metazoa; Chordata; Mammalia; Artiodactyla; Lipotidae
Gene: SPMAP2
Product: sperm microtubule associated protein 2
Exons: 8
Coding region: 1-1125 (374 amino acids)
Biological process (GO): spermatogenesis
Source: RefSeq, a predicted model, not a curated record
AUGGGGGACCACCAGCAAAGCUCGCUCUACAGCCACCGCAUGUCGGAGUCCGAGGACCAGCCAGAAAGGGGGCAGGAUGACGGCACCCUGGGCCUCCAGGGCCCCACGUAUGAGAACCGAGGGUCCAGGGACCCCAAAUACUGGGGUCUGGUCGAUGGGGACCUGGGAUUGGAAGACCAAGAGGAGGAAACUCCCCCUGAGGAGGUGAGUGGGGAAGAAUUCGUGGACGCCCAGAACCCGGAGGAGGCCCUCGCGGAGCUGGAGAGGGUUCUGGAGAAAGACGCGGAGGAGGGUGUGCCUGAGAUGAGCCGGCUGUCCAUCUCCCAGAGGAGCCCUGGCACCUCCGUGGGCUGGGAGCGGAGGAAGAGGCGGCUGUCUGAGUUGGCGAAACCCAAGACCAGCUGGCAAGUCUUGAAAGACAGGAUGGGGUGCUGCUGCAGGGGCUACGCCUGGAUCUCCCCCCGCAUGAGGAAGCUGCAGUUCUGUGUCUACUCGCCAUCUGUGUACUGGACAGAGAGGUUUCUUGAGGAUACCACCCUCACCAUCAUGGUGCCCGAGGUGUCCCGUCGACCUAAGAGGUUCUGUUCGGAGUAUUACAACAACAACAGGACCACCCCCAUCUGGCCCAUUCCCCGGUCCACCUUGGAGUACCGAGCGUCCAGCCGCCUGCGGGAACUGGCCACCCCGAAGGUCCGGAGUAACAUCUGGAGCAUACACACGUCUGAGGUGUCCCAAGUGUCCAGGGCAGCCCGGAUGGCCACCCCCAGUCCGAGGAUCAUCCAGCUGGCAAAGCCCAGGGCUCCAGCCGCCCUGCUGGAAGAGUGGGACCCCAUGCCAAAACCCAAGCCGCACGUGUCAGACUAUAACCGCCUCCUUCACCUGGCCAUGCCCAAGGCCCAGUCGGACAAGUGUGUUCCUGACCGAGACCCGCGCUGGGAGGUGCUGGAGGUCCCCAAGAAGGCGGUGGCCAGUCCCCGCAUCGUCUCCCUGGCCAAACCCAAAGUGCGGAGGGACCUGAGCGAGGGCUACAAACCCUACCGCGUCUCUCCAGCCUCCCUGGUGGCUCGUGCGUCCCCUCGCCUGCACGAGCUUGCCACCCCCGAGAGCGUCACCAAAAAAGCAUGA